AUGGAAGAUUCGAUGGACAUGGACAUGAGCCCCCUGAGUCCCCAGAACUAUCUUUUCGGUUGUGAACUAAAGGCUGACAAAGAUUAUCACUUUAAGGUGGACAAUGAUGAAAAUGAACACCAGAUAUCCUUAAGAAUGGUCAGUUUAGGGGCUGGUACAAAGGAUGAAUUGCACAUUGUUGAAGCAGAGGCAAUGAAUUAUGAAGGCAGUCUAAUUAAAGUAACAUUGGCAACAUUGAAAAUGUCUGUACAGCCAAUGGUUUCCCUUGGGGGCUUUGAAAUCACACCACUUGUGGUCUUAAGGUUGAAGUGUGGUUCAGUGCCUGUGAAUAAUAGUGGGCAGCACUUAGUAGCUGUGGAGGAAGAUGCAGAAUCAGAAGAUGAAGAGGAGGAGGACGUAAAACUCUUAAGUGUGUCUGGAAAGCGAUCUGCCCCUGGAGGUGGUAGCAAGGUUCCCCAGAAAAAAGUAAAACUUGCUGCUGAUGAAGAUGACGACAAUGAUGAAGAAGAUGAUGAUGAUGAUGAUUUUGAUGAUGAGGAAACUGAAGAAAAAGCUCCAAUCAAAAGGUCAAGAAUCCUUUUAAAAAAACAGGAAAAAACACCUAAAACACCAAAAGGACCUAGUUCUGUAGAAGACAUUAAAGCAAAAAUGCAAGCAGGUAUAGAGAAAGGUGGUUCUCUUCCCAAAGUGGAAGCCAAGUUCGUCAAUUAUGUGAAAAAUUGCUUCUGGAUGAUUGACCAGGAGGCUAUUCAAGAUCUGUGGCAGUGGAGGAAGUCUCUUUAA
Molecule: messenger RNA, 783 nt
Organism: Sciurus carolinensis (gray squirrel)
Lineage: Eukaryota; Metazoa; Chordata; Mammalia; Rodentia; Sciuridae
Product: nucleophosmin-like
Exons: 2
Coding region: 1-783 (260 amino acids)
Biological process (GO): ribosomal large subunit biogenesis; chromatin remodeling; ribosomal small subunit export from nucleus
Cellular component (GO): nucleolus; nucleoplasm; cytoplasm
Molecular function (GO): RNA binding; chromatin binding; histone binding
Source: RefSeq, a predicted model, not a curated record